Molecule: messenger RNA, 1190 nt
Organism: Stereum hirsutum FP-91666 SS1
Lineage: Eukaryota; Fungi; Basidiomycota; Agaricomycetes; Russulales; Stereaceae
Exons: 5
Coding region: 358-1044 (228 amino acids)
Source: RefSeq, a predicted model, not a curated record
UCCAGUCCAACGCUGUCCGAGUGCUCUAGGUGUUGUAUUUGAGGUACAGUAUUUGACCUGGGACCUUGGACAACACAGCCUGGUAGUACUGCCUCUUCGAAACCCAAUCGCUUUGAGCUUUAACCAUCUGAUUGUCAAUAAAUCUGGGCGCUGCACAGCCGCAAGUCGUUAUCCUGGACAUCUAUAAAGAGCAGGAGUAAGAGCAACAGCUCUUCCUCGUCCUCCUCGUCCUCGUCCGACUCUGACUCCGACCACGAGAAAAAGUGGUUCAAGAAAGAUCGCAAGCAUAAACACAAGCACGAUCACACCCAAACGACGCACGCCGCCAGCUCCCACCUCAACCCCUCCUUCCCCGAAAUGCGCAUCCCUUCUCCAUCGCACCACAGCCCCAACACCCAAGACACCUUCCAAAUCCCCAGCAUGCCCGAACCGACGCACAUCCUCCCUCCCUCAGAUAACAUGAGCUCUCCCCCAGCCUACACCCCCACCUCCACCAGCACCCCUCCAAGCGGAUACCGCAUCCCGCUCUCCACGGGCACCGUCACAUUAUCCCACCACCCACAAGCCAAAGACAACGAUCAUUCCCAGCCGCAACACUUCCCCUACUCCCAAGCCGCCUACCCGCCCUUCUUCGACCUCGACGGCACCUCCCCCAUCUACCUCGGUUCCGCCAUCUUCACCUCCCCGCCCUCCGUACAUCCAUGCAAGAUCGCCCCAUCCCUCUCACCGACCGAGUGUCGCGUCGCGUAUGGCGGGAGAGAAUACGAGCACCAGGGACGGUACGAUUUGUUGCCGUUUGUGCCGGAGAUGAUGGAGUGGGUGAGGACGGAGGGAGGGAGGGUGCCGAAGGGACGGAGGCCGGUGGAGGGGGGGUAUGAGGAGCAUGGGGGCGUUGGGAGGAAGUUGUAUCAUGCGGUUGCGAGGGUUGGGGGGGUUAUGGUUCCGGGGAAGACGGGGGAGCAUUUGGGAGGGUGCAAUGUCGCGUUUAAUGGAGGAGAACAUGUUAUUAGGGAGGGAUACGAUAUCUUAUGCUGGAAGCACUGAAUUUUCUACUCAAGCAGGUGAUGGGCGAGCCCAAGAAGGGCCUGAUAUUGUAACACUACGUACCAGUCUACUCGCGACUAAAUGUCCUCGAUCGUUGUAUAUGUGUGUACUAUUACGGACGAAUCUAUAUAUAUGUCCAUCUCGAU